This is a messenger RNA of Penicillium vulpinum, 558 nucleotides long. RefSeq lists its product as uncharacterized. The record is from RefSeq and is a predicted model, not a curated record. NCBI's taxonomy places the organism in Eukaryota, Fungi, Ascomycota, Eurotiomycetes, Eurotiales, Aspergillaceae. The transcript has 4 exons. Bases 1 to 558 code for a protein of 185 amino acids.
AUGGCUUUCAAAAGCAACGAAACGCGCGCCGCGAUGAGAAAGCAAUGUCGAGAGGCGCUAUCUGCACAUAUCUAUAAUCGACUUGGCCUUGAUGUUGCACCCAGCCAAGUUCGCCUCCAGCCACUAGUCGAGGACGGAUACGCCUGGUCAGUGACGGAAUCCAAGAAAUCCUUACUGCAGUCGAGCCUAAGCAAUGGGACCGUCGGUCUAUUUCGGGCUAUAUGUGAAGAAUUGGGCCGGUCGCUCGAAGCAGUUACACCGCAGACCUUACACGAUUCUAACUCGGGGCGGGACGAUGAUCCAGGGGAGGAUGAAGAUCUGGGGGUUAAGCUCGAUCGUACUCGGGCCCGGCUAGACAACGCGCACAGCAAAAGCGAUCGGUUCCAGAAAAAGUCUCAUCGGCUUCGGGCUGAGCUUAAAGCCAGCUUACCCCGAACCAGUCGGCUAGAGACUGAAUUGACGCGCGUCAGAGCGGGAGUCACCGAGGUGAUGAAGGCUUUACAAAGCCAUGGGAACCAGAACAGUAGCUCGCCGGCGGAAGAACACAAUCGGAAUUGA